Molecule: messenger RNA, 554 nt
Organism: Camelina sativa (false flax)
Lineage: Eukaryota; Viridiplantae; Streptophyta; Magnoliopsida; Brassicales; Brassicaceae
Product: auxin-responsive protein SAUR15-like
Biological process (GO): response to auxin
Source: RefSeq, a predicted model, not a curated record
CACCCAACACAAAAAGGUAACUAUAUAAUAGGCUAUAUAUUAUGCCUAACAAGGUCACUGACAUGCACUUCCACCAAGUAGAAGAAGAAGAAGAAGAAGAACAUACUGGAGAGAGCAGGUCAUCCUCAAGAACACCGAGAGGGCAUUUCGUGGUUUACGUUGACACGAACAAGAAGUUGGAGAGAUUUGUGAUUCCCACAAGGUUUCUGAAGAGCCCAUCUUUCCAGAAGCUUCUUGAAAAGGCUGCCGAGGAGUAUGGUUACGCGGAGGCUUACCGUAACAAGAUCGUCUUGCCAUGUGAUGUCUCUAGUUUCCGAAGUCUCGUCAUGCUCCUGACUUCUCACGGCAAGGGACAUUAACCACAUGAGCCCCCUACUACGUCGUCUGAAUGAUAAGAUUGGUCAUAUAUAUAUAUAUAUAUCUCAUAUGCAUGUGUUAUUAUUUAAAUUUUUGUAAUGUACUUUAUAUUCUAACUUAAUUCAACUGCCAGUGUGAGAUCUUUACUUAUCAUAUUCUUGAAUAUUAUUAGUUCAAUGUGUGUGUGUGUGUGUGUU